GUGCGUCCGCACCCGCGCAAAUAAUCCCCUCCGCCCCUCCCCCCGGUCCAUCAGCUCCGCUCUCGUCCGGAGAGCGCCUCGCUCCGCUAGCUGAUUGGCUCAUUGAGCAGCGAACGAGCUCCGUUGGCGAUCGCUUUGGUUGCGACUGUGGCUGCGCGUGACGCGGCUCCCGCUCCAGCGCGGCGUAUCCCUCCGCGGGCGGUGGGGUUACCGCGCGUGCGCAGUCGAAUCCGCGCUCCACGUGGUCAGGACGGGAUCAGCUGAGAGUCAUGGCAGCUCAGGCGUUCAAGCGAUUCCUGCCCAUGUUUGACCGGGUCCUGGUGGAGCGCUUGGCCGCGGAGACCAAGACCAAGGGGGGCAUCAUGAUCCCGGAUAAGGCCCAGAACAAGGUGGUGCAGGCCACCGUGGUGGCGGUGGGACCCGGCGCCAUGACGGAAAAGGGGCACGUGAAGCCCUUGAGCGUGAAGGUCGGGGAGACGGUCCUGCUGCCCGAGUACGGCGGCACCAAGGUCACGCUGGAAGACAAGGAAUACUUCUUGUUCCGAGACGGUGACAUUCUUGGAAAGUACCAGGAGUAGGCCGGCAGGCAGGCGGGCGGGGGUGGCGGGGCUGGGGAACAAAGCGAGAGCUGGAAGGACGAGGGGGUUGUGCAGCCCACACGCUCCGUUUAUUCCGCGCGAAAACUUGUCUCACGAUUCCGUCUGUGUGCUGACAGAGGGGGGAGGGUAGCGGGAGGGUAGAGGGGGGUGGAUGGAAUGGGGGCGGUGAGGAGGGAGGGUGUGUGGCAGUGCCGCUGGAUACUCCGUGACCUUGAGUGCCGCGUGCUGCUCUGGAACGUUCCGCACGCCGGGGACCAGGAGGGGGCGCCAGCAACACGCUGACUGUGCUUUUCCAGAAAAUAAUAAAAUGUGAAAAAAGUGCAACCUUUGCCUGAACAUGUAGUGUUUUUUUUUACCCUUGUCUUGUUCAAUUAACACGUGGUCAUUGGUUCAUAGCCAUGCAUUACAUCAAGAUAAUUAUUCUGAUUUCAGACCACGUACAAUGUUUGGAAACCCGAACUAGUUACGUGGAAUUUCCACCGCUGGCUCAGGGCUGUUCAAGGAGACAAGUUUGAGGCCCAGCGCUCGUUUGAGCAGGGGAAGAUUAAGAGGGGGCUUUACGUUUGCCCAGACAAUGCAGCCUUUGUGUAAUGGGUGCCUUACUCGUGAAUCGGAUUAGUGGUGAGUGGUGGCACUUAUUUAAUGUUAAUACAGCUUGCAUUGGGUGUAACCCAAGCCACACAUCUCUGGAAUCAAUAUGGGUCGAGCAAAGCAUGGCAUUUUAUCAUUUGCCUGUCAUGUUCUUGGCACUUUAGUUGAACCCCCUGCACCUCCGAUUAGCACUGUUGGCUACAUGCGGUGCAAAAAGAAGUUGAACAAAUACUGUACAUGAGACGGAGUGGCGCAUUCCCCUGUGCUCUGGGGGCUCUACAGCAGCUGUGCGCUCCGGGUCACAGCGUGCACGCGUUCACACUGCAGGAGAUGACGGGGGACAACUGGAAGAGUGAAGGGUAUGUGAUGGCUGGAUCUCCCCUUCAAGUAGCAAUUUGUGAAGACGAGGGCUUCUGCUGAAUAUCACGCUUUACCAUUUGGCCAUACACAUGUACAUCUAAAGUCAUUGUAAUGUCUUGUUCAAUAAACUGGUGUUUUGUCUCCAUC
Messenger RNA from Petromyzon marinus (sea lamprey), 1697 nucleotides. It is a transcript of the gene HSPE1, whose product is annotated as heat shock protein family E (Hsp10) member 1. The record is from RefSeq and is a predicted model, not a curated record. NCBI's taxonomy places the organism in Eukaryota, Metazoa, Chordata, Hyperoartia, Petromyzontiformes, Petromyzontidae. Gene Ontology annotation, cellular component: mitochondrial matrix; mitochondrion. Gene Ontology annotation, molecular function: protein-folding chaperone binding; ATP binding; protein folding chaperone.